AAAACUAAACUUCCGCGGUUGCUUCAUUGCGUCGGGGCGUCGGUUUCGUUAGCAUCGUCGUCUCGUACCAAGCAUCGGUGAACUUGGCCCUGCGUGAAGUCAACGAACAUUCAGCCUUAACGAGUUGUGGAUAUCUCGGGCUUUGAGAGACUGCCUGUGAAACUUCCGAAGCACUGCUGCGUCGGCUCGGUUGUAAGGAAGCGACAAUGAGGCGCCAGAAGGGUUGUCCCUAUGGCCCCACCAACGACUACCUGCUGAGCAGCCCAAUCGGACAGCUGCUGGUCAAGAGUUGCCCUCACGGCCUGCAUGAGCUGAAUCAAGUGGAGGGCAUCAACGACAGCACAUUUGCACCAGAUGAAAGUGCUGAGGUGAAGCUCCUCAGCCAGGAGUUUGAAGACAACGGCUACACGUACCGUCCCGUCCUGAGCUGUCUCUCGUGGCUGGACGGGUACUUCAGGGACGUGGACAGGAUCCCUCAGGUGCCCCUGCCCCCUAUCUGCGAGGCUACCUGCUUUCCAAAAGGUUCCUUCCAAGGACUGGUGUGGCGCACCCUGGUGGAGGCGGCGGGCCCCGGCACCACGCUGAGCUACGGACAGCUGGCCGCCCUGUGCGGCAACCCCGGGGCAUCCAGGGCCGUCGGAUCGGCGCUACGCCGCAACCCACUGCAGCUAGUUGUGCCUUGCCACAGGGUGGUGCGUGGCGACGGAAGCCCGGGACACUACUCCGGGGGAUCCAGGGACCGCGUCAAGCAUUGGCUCCUCAGCCACGAGGGAUGUCCCUGCCCAGUGACUCGGCAUUAGGAAGCUGGUUUUGUGCGGAGGUCAUUGCCACAGCAGUUGUGUACCUAAAAUUGUGGAAGGGUCCACCUGUUGUCCUAGCGCAUCGAGACGACCGGUGAAGUCAACACAUCGGGAAUAAAAUUCCGCGACCUUGAAAAGUAGGCCAGGAUAAGGAGAUCCCUUUGGUGGCUCGGGGUUUUAAGCUGCGGAGGAUCUCGUCUUUUGGGCAUUCUGCCGGUUAAGAUUUGGCGUUAAAGUAUCAUGCUCUAUAAUCUUGAAGGUUGAUGGAAGCGGGACAUGCCCCUCUGGCAAAACCCUCCUCUUUCCACUUUCAAACAUUGAAGAGGAGGCAAGCAGACUUGCCACCCCUUUGGUGUUCGCUUGCUAAAACGGAAAAAGUGGAGGGCUUUGCCAGAGGAAAUUUUCCCGCUUUUCUUAACCUGGAACGGGAUGUAGCAGACUUCAUUUGUGAUCUGUAGGACCACAGGCUAUCUUCUGGAAUGUUGGAUAGCGAGACCAGUCCAUUACAUGACUGACUUGACGGUUUGUUCCAUUCCCGUUUCACAAGACACCGGUUAAUAAAACGAGUGUUUGCUGCCUGGCUGAAAUCAACUGCAAAUGUAACGGUUUUUUUUUUGGUUUUUUUAAUGACAGCAAGUGGUUGUUAGGCUUCAAAGAUGUUCAGUGAUCCAGCAUUAAAAGUUUAUUGUGGUCUCUCA
Molecule: messenger RNA, 1498 nt
Organism: Ixodes scapularis (black-legged tick)
Lineage: Eukaryota; Metazoa; Arthropoda; Arachnida; Ixodida; Ixodidae
Product: methylated-DNA--protein-cysteine methyltransferase
Exons: 4
Coding region: 207-800 (197 amino acids)
Biological process (GO): DNA repair
Cellular component (GO): nucleus
Molecular function (GO): methylated-DNA-[protein]-cysteine S-methyltransferase activity
Source: RefSeq, a predicted model, not a curated record